Molecule: messenger RNA, 1265 nt
Organism: Girardinichthys multiradiatus
Lineage: Eukaryota; Metazoa; Chordata; Actinopteri; Cyprinodontiformes; Goodeidae
Product: complement C1q tumor necrosis factor-related protein 7
Exons: 3
Coding region: 154-1041 (295 amino acids)
Molecular function (GO): protein binding
Source: RefSeq, a predicted model, not a curated record
GAGCUGCUGUCAGCAGCAGAGUAGCAGAGAUCUGCACCCCAAAUGUGUGAGAAGAACAUGCUCUGCGAGGGAUUGUGUCGUGGAAAAGACUGGAUUCUGAGCAGAUAAGGGAACUGAGACGCUCCAAAGUGGGAAUAUUGAUCAGCAGUGAAGAUGCACAGCUGUAGGGUGAGGGAUCUGAACAUGUGGGCGUUAAUGGGAGCGAUCUAUCUAUUUCACUGCGUCACUGGGCAGCUGCUUGAGGCCAAGCUGAAAGGAGCACCUCGAUUAGUCUGCAGUGUCCCCGGGUCAACAGGCCUGCCCGGAAAACCAGGUCCCAGCGGGCCACCAGGAGCAGAUGGGAAUAUUGGUAUUUCAGGAAGAGACGGCAGAGAUGGCAGAAAAGGAGAAAAGGGAGAAAAAGGAGAUACAGGGGUAAAGGGCAAAGUUGGCCCAACAGGUAAAAUAGGAGAGCGAGGUGAACGUGGCCCUGCCGGCAAACAAGGCCCCAUGGGAGACAACGGAAGUGAGGGGCCUCCUGGCCAUCGAGGCCGCGAUGGAGAAAAAGGGGAUAAUGGUGAGCGAGGACCCCGUGGAACUGCAGGAAUCUGCAAAUGUGGCAGCCUGCUACCCAAAUCUGCCUUCUCGGUAGGAAUCACCAGCAGCUAUCCUGCAGAGAAGACCCCUAUCAAGUUCAACAAGGUCCUCUUUAAUGAGGGUGGACACUACAAUCCUCGGACGGGUAAAUUCAUCUGUGCAUACCCAGGCGUUUAUUAUUUCUCCUAUGACAUCACACUGGCCAACAAACACCUGGCUAUUAGUCUGGUGCAGAAUGGUCAAUAUCGCAUUAAAACCUUUGAUGCCAACACAGGAAACCACGACGUGGCAUCUGGCUCCACUGUUAUGUUCCUGAACCCUGAAGAUGAGGUGUGGAUGGAGAUCUUCUACAGUGAUCAGAACGGUUUAUUCACAGACCCCAGCUGGGCUGACAGUCUCUUCUCUGGAUUCCUGCUCUAUGCAGACACAAACUACUUUGACACACUGGCAGCGGACUACGCAUAGUGUCUGAAGAACAAACCAGAACCACAAACUGUUUGUCACUGCUAUUGUCACUCAUUCAAAACACUAGUGGUUUGAACAAACUACAUUUUUAUUCACGUCUGUACCUCUAUAGGAAUAGAAACGUUUUCAUUUAGCUUUGUGAUAUCUGAUGAAGCUGAAAGUGAUUUAUUUGAUUCUGGUGAAAAAAUUAUUUAAAUAAAUAUUCAGUAAUUCAGACAAUUUAA